AUGGUUCUAUACAGAGUUCGACGCCUUGUUAGCGUAAGAUAUACAUUUGGAUGUCGAAUAAACAAUAUUGUGUUCUGUGCUCACGCGAUCUCGCUAGUAUUUUUAGUUAGUGCCUAUAGUGUUAAGUUAGAAGGAAUUCGUGUGGUUAGGUUAGUGUUCCCGACGACAGACGGAUGUAUUGUUGUAGGGUCGAUUGAUAAGUGUACAGCGCCCUCUAGCGGCGGAGAAAGGAGAGCGAACGGUGACGGAGUCGUGAAAUGUAAAGUGAGUAGCUUCGGGAUCGUAUCGUACACCCGUCUCUGUCACACGGCAUACAGUGUGAGCGAGACGGAGGAUGCCUUCCUGGAUAUAUUCCUAGUAGUAAUUGUUAUAAUAACAACAUGUCACAAGCUCUGUAAAACUAACUGCUUCGUCAGCUUUACACCUCAGGCGGCAAGCGACCCGCUCCGUACAACACUCCGACCCAUACCAGCGAUACAAACACACUUGUUGCUCGAGGGCAUGACGCCUCCGUUGUCGCUAGGCAACGCUGCAUCAAUCGAUAACAUCGACUGGGGGAUACCAGAUACCGGCAGUAGGGAAGAGUUAUAA
Danaus chrysippus (African queen) is the source of this 591-nucleotide messenger RNA. NCBI's taxonomy places the organism in Eukaryota, Metazoa, Arthropoda, Insecta, Lepidoptera, Nymphalidae. The record is from the annotation of a GenBank genome assembly.